Messenger RNA from Thamnophis elegans (Western terrestrial garter snake), 624 nucleotides. RefSeq names its product TAFA chemokine like family member 2 (gene TAFA2). The transcript has 4 exons. Lineage: Eukaryota; Metazoa; Chordata; Lepidosauria; Squamata; Natricidae. Gene Ontology annotation, molecular function: receptor ligand activity. Bases 1 to 624 code for a protein of 207 amino acids. The record is from RefSeq and is a predicted model, not a curated record.
AUGAAUAAAAGAUACUUGCAAAAAGCAACAAAAGGAAAACUGCUAAUAAUAAUAUUUGUUGUAACACUGUGGGGGAAAAUAGCAUCUGGGGCAAAUCACAACAAAGCUCAUCAUGUUAAAACUGGAACUUGUGAAGUGGUGGCUCUCCAUCGAUGCUGUAAUAAGAACAAAAUAGAAGAAAGAUCACAGACAGUUAAGUGCUCCUGCUUCCCUGGACAGGUAGCAGGUACCACUCGGGCAGCUCCUUCUUGUGUCGAUGCCUCAAUUGUAGAACAAAAAUGGUGGUGCCAUAUGCAACCAUGUCUUGAAGGGGAGGAAUGCAAAGUUCUCCCAGAUCGAAAAGGAUGGAGCUGUUCAUCUGGGAAUAAAGUGAAAACAACAAGGAAACUAAAAAGCCUUUGGUAUUUGAUCGACCUCUUAAACCUGCAACUUGCUUGCCAUGUAGUUGGAUCACAGCCCAUUAAGAUCCAGUGGCUCAAAGCUGGGAGAGAGCUUAGAUCCUCUGAUAAAUGCAGCUUCAGCUUUGCAAAUGGAACAGCUCUCUUAGAGAUCCAAGCAGUUACUAAAACUGAUUCUGCGGAAUAUGUGUGCAAAGUCAAAAGUGGCAGCGAAAGGUUCAGUUAA